Calypte anna (Anna's hummingbird) is the source of this 516-nucleotide messenger RNA. Its product is annotated as claw keratin-like. The record is from RefSeq and is a predicted model, not a curated record. NCBI's taxonomy places the organism in Eukaryota, Metazoa, Chordata, Aves, Apodiformes, Trochilidae. Gene Ontology annotation, molecular function: structural constituent of cytoskeleton. The coding region runs from base 1 to 516 and encodes 171 amino acids. The transcript has 2 exons. Gene Ontology annotation, cellular component: intermediate filament.
AUGUCUUUGUAUGGACAGCUGCUUAGUGCCCGUUGUUCUAAUCCAUGUGAAGUGAGCUGCCCAGAACCUAAUGUCCAGGCUUGCAACGAACCUUGUAUCAGCUCCUGCCCAGACUCAAGAGCAAUUGUGUAUGCACCACCUGUUGUCGUGACUUUUCCAGGACCCAUUAUCAGCUCCUGCCCUCAACACAGUCUUGUGGGAACAGUCCUUCCUGAAAUUCAUGGAGGAGGAGGAGGAGGAGGAGGAGGAGGAGGAGGUGGAGGUGGAGGAAUGGGCUCUGGAGGUGGAGGAAUGGGUUCUGGGGGUGGAGGAAUAUGCUCUGGGGGUGGAGGAAUGGGCUCUGGUGGUUCCUGUGGUGGAGGCAGCAGUAUUGGUGGGGAAAGCUCAUGUGGUGUUGGAAUCUACCGUUUUGGAAGCUUUUACCGCAACUCAUUUGCAGGAUGUGGUAGAAAUUAUUACCCCUAUUUUUCCAGAGGAUAUUAUAGGUAUCGCUAUGGAAACUAUGGGCCAUUCUAA